AGGAACCAGCAGUCAGUUCCUCCAGACAACUCUACCCACAACAUGAACACUAAGAUCUUGAUCCUUUUGGGUGUGGCAGCCCUGGCAGCAGCAGACAGCCGGGAGACCUUCUCUUAUGCUGCUCCUCGGAGGGCUUCUUCUGACGAGUCUUAUGAGUCUAGUGAGGCUCAGUACAACUUCAACUAUGCUGUGAAACACGAAGACUCCGGCAACGACUUCGGUCACCAGGAGACCCGCGACGGUGACGACACCAAGGGGUCGUACUACGUGCAGCUUCCCGACGGUCGUCUGCAGACUGUGAACUACAUAGUGGAGGGAGACUCGGGUUACAUCGCUGAUGUCAAGUACGACGGUGAGGCUCGCUACCCAGACUCCGACGAGUCCAGGGAGGCUCCCCGCUACGCCGCUCCCAGGCCUCGCUACUUCGACUCUAAUGAGUCCAAGUAAUCGCCAGUGUGGUCUCCAUCAUCUCGAGAGAAACCUGAUGAUCUGGCGAAGAUGAGGUUAUCAUAUCUUUGCUUUUAAAAUUAACUUAAUUUAUACAAUAAAUUAUUCUGCAUU
Molecule: messenger RNA, 561 nt
Organism: Procambarus clarkii (red swamp crayfish)
Lineage: Eukaryota; Metazoa; Arthropoda; Malacostraca; Decapoda; Cambaridae
Product: pro-resilin-like
Cellular component (GO): extracellular matrix
Source: RefSeq, a predicted model, not a curated record